AAAAUUGUCAUGUUUUUUUAAGUUCGCUCGCCGCGUUUUUUGCAGUGCGUUUUGCAAAAUACUUCCGCAAGUGAUGAGUUUCUAAACAAAUUAACCAACUCUAUGGAAUUAUGAGCUCGAGCUCGGUGCGUGUUAAGUUGUUGUUCUUUGCCAAAUCCCGCGAACUCGCGGGAAAGUCAAACGUGGAGGAUUUCCUCGUGCCACGGGCUGAAAUCAGGUGCUCGGAGUUGCUGGAUCUGAUAUGUAAUCAGUUCAACCUGUCGAUCAUCCGGAACAAUCUCAUACUAGCGCACAACGAGCAGUACUGUGACGAUCUGAGCGAAACCAUUCGCAUUCACAACGGAGACGAGCUGGCCGUAAUUCCUCCGAUAUCCGGUGGAUAA
Messenger RNA from Anopheles darlingi, 383 nucleotides. RefSeq names its product molybdopterin synthase sulfur carrier subunit (gene Mocs2A). The coding region runs from base 111 to 383 and encodes 90 amino acids. Gene Ontology annotation, cellular component: cytosol. The transcript has a single exon. NCBI's taxonomy places the organism in Eukaryota, Metazoa, Arthropoda, Insecta, Diptera, Culicidae. Gene Ontology annotation, biological process: Mo-molybdopterin cofactor biosynthetic process. The record is from RefSeq and is a predicted model, not a curated record.